AUGGCGCUCUCAAUCCGCUCAAUAACUCGCCAAUCCCGAUCUCUCGUCCGGUCAUUCACAACUCCUUCUCUCCCCUCCAACUCAUCCUCCACGCCCCCUCCACCAAUAAAUGCCGAAGCGUCUUCAUCAUCAGCGGUAGCGGAGGCGUAUAAGGUACCUCGUACAGCAAACGGGGAACUACCAGUGUAUAGCAAAUUGAGAAGAGGGAAUAUGUGGAAGACGGUGGUGCGGAAUGUAGAGGGUGAUGUCGGUUCAUUACAAGCCGACCUCAAUGCGCUCUUCCAGCAAACACAUAUCGACCCAUUGUUACCGGCUCCCGUCGUCACUGUGCGACCGACAAAUCAACAUCUGGAGGUGAAGGGGAGGUGGGUCCCACAGGUGAAGGAAUGGUUGGAGGGAAGGGGUUUUUGA
Messenger RNA from Dioszegia hungarica, 411 nucleotides. RefSeq names its product mitochondrial large subunit ribosomal protein-domain-containing protein. The transcript is spliced from 3 exons. Gene Ontology annotation, biological process: translation. Lineage: Eukaryota; Fungi; Basidiomycota; Tremellomycetes; Tremellales; Bulleribasidiaceae. Gene Ontology annotation, cellular component: ribosome; mitochondrial large ribosomal subunit. The record is from RefSeq and is a predicted model, not a curated record. Gene Ontology annotation, molecular function: structural constituent of ribosome. Bases 1 to 411 code for a protein of 136 amino acids.